Molecule: messenger RNA, 2419 nt
Organism: Brachypodium distachyon (stiff brome)
Lineage: Eukaryota; Viridiplantae; Streptophyta; Magnoliopsida; Poales; Poaceae
Product: transcription factor 25
Exons: 4
Coding region: 123-2012 (629 amino acids)
Cellular component (GO): RQC complex
Source: RefSeq, a predicted model, not a curated record
UCCGAAAUCUGGAAAAGGCAAAAUACUCGUCUUCCACGUCUCCAUCUCGAAUCUUCUCUCGCUUCGCAAUCCCGCCGCCCAAACCCAAACCCUAACGCUCGCUUCAGCUCCCCGCCGUCGACAUGUCCGGCAGGUUGGUCCGUCGAGUCCUCCAGGAGAGGGAGGUUUCCCCGCAGGACCCCGCCGCCGCCGCUUCCGAGGACGAACUCGUGGUGGAGGAGGCUGCAUCCCCUACACGUGUCGCCGCAAGGAACCCCUUCGAUAUCCUCGACGACGACGACGACGAAGCAGAAAAGGACAAGGAAUAUGAAGUGGAUACUGAUCAAAUUUUGAGUUAUACAGAACAGAAACAAUCUGUGAAGGAGAAGCCUAACUACACUGUUCCCGAAACAAACAAGAAAUCAAAGAAAAAGAAGAAGGGCAAGGCUGAACCACCAUUCUCGACAAAGUUAAGGCAUGAAAAAUCACUGGAUUCAAUUCUGGAAGAUCUGUCUAUUGAAAAGAAGCCCAUGGAAAAUAGUGUUCAUCAAAAUGAUAGAGCAGCUGGGAAGGAGAUUGAGGCAAAUGAAACUACUGUUGGUACAUCCUCAGUUCUCACGAUUGAUCCCAAACAUCUCAAGGCUGAAAAUGAGAUGAGGCGUAUUUUUGGAUCAAAGGUAGUGGAUUCACUUGAAAACCAACGGAAUAUACCUGGCAGUUCAAGGCAAGUACGUGGUGUUAGGCGUGCCUCCAUUAAUCCUAGAAGAACUCUCCUUGUAUCUUCCCCUAGCUUCUGGCCACCAUGGGAUAAGUCAAUGGCAAUGGAUCUUGUUGAGACAAAGAGUGGUUUGAAUUAUUUCAGGUAUGUAUAUGAUCCUUCUGUCAGCCAUGUGCAGGAUUUGUUUGAAUCUGCCAAAUCAGCCAAUGACCUCAAUGCUAUUGCUGCUAUAUUAGCAAAAUAUCCCUAUCACCCAGAAUCAUUGUUAACAUUUGCUGAUCUGUUCAAAUAUUCUGGAGAACAUCAAUCAUCAUCAGACGCUGUUGAGAAGUGUCUAUUUGCACUGGAGUGUGCUUGGCAUCCAUUAUUUAGUCCAGUGCAGGGCAAAUACCAGUUAAAGUACAGCCAUGACACAAAUAAGCCAUUCUUUACAGCCCUUUUUAGUCACAUGAAAAACCUGGAUAGGCGUGGCUGCCAUCGUUCAGCUUUAGAGGCCUGCAAGUUUCUUUUGUCAUUGGAUUCUGAUGACCCAAAGGGUGCUCUAUUUUGCAUUGAUUACUUUGCUCUAAGAUCGCAGCAGUACAAAUGGUUGGAACAGUUUGCUGAAGAGUACCAGUGUGAUAACUCCCUCUGGCUGUUCCCUAAUUUCUCCUUUUCUCUUGCCAUUGCACGGUUUUACCUCGAACGAGAUGCGGUAUCUGAGAAUGGUUCUGACCAUGCCGACAAGUCAACAGCUAUUGACCUCAUGAAGCAAGCAUUGAUGCUUCAUCCUUUGGUGCUAUCCAAGAUAGUUGACAAGGCUCCCCUCAAAGACUCAUCAUGGACUCAAAUACUCAGAAAUGUGUUUUUUGGAUCAGCAAAGCCAGGAAGCCCGUCACUUGAGCAUAUGAUUAGCAUAUAUGUCGAGCGUCAUUAUAUCAUGUGGAGGUUCCCAGAACUUCAGAACUUACUCAAAGAUGCUGCUCUUUUGGUGAUUGAAUCACUAAAACAGGAUAGCAGAGAAGCCCAGGACUGGGUGUGUGUUAGAAAAGAGGCAUUUUCUUCAGAGAAGAAUGAGUAUUCUCAUCUGCUUGUUUCGGACUUCUCUGACACAACACCAUCACUCCCCCCAGAAGAACUGCGGCCAUUUAUGGUUGGUCCAGGAAUGGUGCAUGAUAUGCCACCUGUUGAACAAGAAGCUGGGCCUCAGAGAAUCCGAACCCCUCGUGAAAUUGCUGGGCGCAAUGCUGCAUUGGUCUUUCUUGAAUCGCUUCUCCCAUGGGUUGACUAUGGUGACAAUCAUCACGAUGGAAAUGGCCAAAACAAUGAUGAUUGAGCCGUCGCAAGCAUAAAGUUACAUGGACUGAUGGUUAGCAGAGGAAAAUUCCAUUACAAUCGGAAGGGGUGCUUCCCUGUGUCUGAUUAAGAAAAGUCGCUGAUAAUCACUGCGAGUGUCCUAGUAUUUUGAUGGCCUUGACAACGUUAUAACUGUAUAGUUGCCUGUCAGUUUUGGGCCCAGACACUAGAGUUCAAGUACCAUCCUCAUGAGAGUUGAUAUAUCAAUUCUGUAACUGAUCCUUUGGUCAUGCUUUUGUUAUCCUUACCUUUGGACCAAUGCUUUUGUGAUCCUUGCCUCUUCUGCCAGCACUUUGGAGCAAGACCAUUUUGCAUUUGCCUGUGAACUGUUCCUUCUAAACAUCAUUUCUUUUGCUUGGAAGGGGAAAAAGUGCCACUAUUAUCAAA